GUCAUGUGACCCGAGGAUCACGUGAGGUUUACGUCAUCAGAACUCCCAGGAGCAGCUCCGUUCUGUGCCCGCUAGUCCUCCUCAGUAUGACGUCUGUAGACACGGAGCACGGUCUGGAGCGCUCUGCUGCUGUCAUAUGUGAUGCCCCCAAGUUGUUGGCUCCGGAGUCAGUCCUGAUGACGGAUCCGGAGAUUGUAGGCGACCGGCCGUCCCCUGAGCUCCCGGACAGGACGGAGGAUUGUGGAUCCCCAGGACCCGGGACCAGUGAGGUGAAGACGAGCGUCCCAACACCCAGAGCGUCCCCCCAGACGUCCCCCAGCGAGACCUCAGACCCCGACUCCUCUUCUGAGGGGCCAGGCGUGGACGGGACAUCCCAGACGUCAGAGACUGCGCCACCUGCCGGGACGGAGGGCAGCGGCGAGAUCUCGGAGGACGCAGCUUCCCCUGGAUCCAGUAAUGGCUCAGAACCAGUCACCAGGUCAACUGCCGUGACAUCGGGCAGGGUCCGGCGCAGGAAGAGCAGUCCUACAAAAAGAGAACUGGAGGACGACCUAGAUUUCCCACUGGACAUCAUCGUGAAGGAAGAGAGCAGUGACGAGGAGUACGGAGCGGCCAUCACCAUGGAGGCUUCCUCAGGUGCUGGCGGCUCUGUCAUCUGGAUCACAGAGAACGGCUCCAGUACUCCCCAGUUAGGCUCCCAAAAAUCCAGCAAAGGUAGGAAAAAAAAGCGCACCCCGGCCUUUCAGAAGCCCCUGCUGGUCAAGAGCUCGGCGCAGGCGGCCAGCCUCAUGUUCGUAAUCCCCAGCGAAGAAAUGGAGUCCGUGGUGGACGCCAAGAAGAGGAAGAAGCGCAAGGAGGUGGAGUACGAGGAGGUGCACUGGUGCGACAUCUGCGACGACUGCUUCUUCGAGGAGUCGGCUCUAGAGGAACACAUGAAGACCCACCAGGACCAGUCACACGAGGACUACGAAUGCGAGGACUGCGGCCAGGUCUUUGAUUUCGCCUCCGAGCUCGAGCAGCAUCGAUCCAAGAAACACAGCAAGCUGCGCUACUGCUGCGACAUCUGCGGGAUACAGUACCACUACAAGUCCCAGUUCGUCAUCCACAUGAGAGCGCACUCUGGGGAGAGACCCUUCACCUGCGACGACUGCGGCCAGGAAUUCGGUCACAAGUGCAGCCUGGUCAUUCACCAGCGGAAGCACAUGGGCGUCACCCCCCACCAGUGCAAGAAGUGCAAGAAAAUGCUGGACACCCGCGUGUCCUUGGCCAAGCACCACAAGAUGCGCUACUGCCCCGACUGCAAGAAGUGCUACACGCACCGCAGCUUCUCCAAGCACCUGACGAAGAGCUGCACCAAGGCGUAGACCCCCGGACCCCCAGAUCAUUAUGCGCUGGGUCCCCCUUCCUGAUGAGCCUGGCCCCCGUUUCCUCCAGUUAGUAUAGGGCCACCACUCAGUGUUUACGGUUUAGCCUCAUUUCCGGGUCAUUUGUGAGGGGCUCGGACCCGUCACCUGAUAAUGGCCUAAAUGAGUUUAGUAAUGUCACAGCUUCCCCUCUAGUCACAUCCAAAGCAGCAUCUAAAUGCCUCAUGUUCUCACUGCCGCCCCCUGCUGGUUUACUGGAUAGAGCCAUCUGCUUAUUGCAUGCAGCUCUGGGUGUGAGUGGAGUAUAAAACUUUGGUUGGGACUGUAGUAUAACGAUGUACGGGGGGCAGUGUGCGAUGUACGGGGCGCCCUAGAUUUAUCCAUAGGAACGUUUAAUUCUGUAGCGGGUGAUUUCUACC
Molecule: messenger RNA, 1783 nt
Organism: Bufo gargarizans (Asiatic toad)
Lineage: Eukaryota; Metazoa; Chordata; Amphibia; Anura; Bufonidae
Product: zinc finger protein 337-like
Exons: 9
Coding region: 87-1364 (425 amino acids)
Biological process (GO): regulation of transcription by RNA polymerase II
Molecular function (GO): RNA polymerase II cis-regulatory region sequence-specific DNA binding; DNA-binding transcription factor activity
Source: RefSeq, a predicted model, not a curated record